AUGGCAGAUCUUCCUACAACAACGCCGAACAACAAUAAUAACGUUAAAAGCACCAACAUUGGCAAAGAACAAGAGCCACACGAGAAAUCAUGGAAGUACUGGAGAUCGAAGUCUCUGGUUCACAAUGGGACUGCAAAACCCAUCGAGGAUGGUGGCUUUGGUGUGCACGUUACCUUUUGUGAUAUCCUUAGGAGCGUGGCUGAUUUUACAACCGUCGCAGCUGUGUUAGACGCCAUUCGUGCAAUAUAUGACGUCAUAUACGAGGUGCUAACUGGUGGCCCAGAAUCAUCACCCACAUUAGAUGAUGAAAAGUCGGUUUCGUUCGACGUGGUAUACUACAGUCUGGACACCGGCAAAAUUCGAUCUGUGGUCGAGUUGGAGAAACUGAGAAACACAGACAGCAAACGACACUCCAGGGCCCUUCUAUCCUUCAAGAGGAAUUCAAGACUCUCUUUUCAGUCUCUCUCCAGUGAGGCGGUUAGUGUAUUUAGUGAAGACAUUAUCAUAAACGGAUUGCCAAUGGUUACCAGAUUUGUGUCGGGUCACGCGCUGUGUCUGUUGAAGGCCAUAGCACUUGCCGACGUCCUAAGAGAACAUGACAGUAUUUUGGAACUCCACAUCGGGAAAACGAACAUUCGUGGCAUUGGCAUGUCCCAUAUAAGCGCCGCCCUUGUGGAGAGUUACUCCGUGCGGGUUUUAGAUCUGCGAUUAAACAAUAUCGGGAACGAAGGCGCUGCACAUCUCUUCAAAGCGUUAACGUCUAACAAAAAGUUACGUCAAUUAAACCUGUCCUCUACGGGAAUCGACGCUGACGGCGUCAACUGUUUGGCGUACGCGUUACGUACAAAUGUCGGUCUGGAGGAUCUGGAUUUGAGCUUCCUUGACAUUGGCGACAGUGGAUAUCUUCCUAAAACGACGCCGAACAAUAAUAAUAACGCCAAAAGCACCAACAUUGGCAAAGAACAAGAGCCACACGAGAAAUCAUGGAAGUUCUGGAGAUCGCUGUCAACGCGGCGCUCCCGGAAGUCUCUGCUUCAGAAUGGGACGGCGAAACCCAUCGAGGAUGGUGGCUUUGGUGUGCACGUUACCGUUAAUUUACCGGACGUCGUGGACAACACUGACGUUUCUCCGAGCAAACUGGUUGACCCUCCACUGAAACCGCCCAGAAGUUCCGUCGAACUUCUUGGACAAAAGGUGGAUCCGUUCAUGAUACUCGACAAACUAGCAGAAACUCAGUUACUCGAUCCAAAGGCGCUGAAUAUCUACAAAAAUCCUGUGGACAGCCGGUACAUUAUUGAAAGCGUCGUGCAAACCGUGAUGGACUCGGAGUACCCGACGUUUUUACAGUUUUGUGAUAUCCUUAGGAGCGUUGCUGAUUUCACAACCGUCGCAGCUGUUCUGGACACCGGCAAAAUUCGAUCUGUGGUCGAGUUGGAAAAACUGAGAAACACAGAAAGCAAACGACACUCUAGGGACCUUCUAUCGUUCAAGAGGAAUUCACGACUCUCUUUCCAGUCUCUCUCCAGUGAGGCGUCUAGUGUAUUUAGUGAAGACAUUAUCAUAAACGGGUUGCCAAUGGUUACCAUAUCUGUGUCGGGUCACGCGCUAUGUCUCUCGAAGGCCAUUGCCGACGUCCUAAGAGCACAUGACAGUAUUUUGGAACUCCACAUCGGGAAAACGCACAUUCGUGGCACGGACAUGUCGCAUAUAAGCGCCGCCCUUGUGGAAAAUUACUCCGUGCGGGUUUUAGAUCUGCGUUUAAACAAUAUCGGGAACGAAGGCGCUGCACAUCUUGUCAAAGCGUUAACGUCAAACAAGACGUUACGUCAAUUGAACCUGUCCUCUACGGGAAUCGACGCUGAUGGCGUCAACUGUUUGGCGGACGCUUUACGUACAAAUGUAGGUCUGGAGGAUCUAGAUUAAAGUUUCAUUGACAUUGGCGGCAGUGGGUGUGUGGCUUUAAGGGAUAUGUUGAAACAAAAUCGCUGUUUAAAGAAACUACGUCUGCGAAGUUCCAAUAUCGCUUGGAUGGGAUGUGGUCUUCUUUUGGAAGGUAUCGAAAUUAGGAAAGUGAUUUCAGAACUGGAUCUUAGUCGAAACUUCAUUGGGGAUGCCGGGGCCGACAUGUUACUUACUAACUUGAAGGACGAUUCUUCCUUGAGGGACCUUAACCUAGAGAAUUGUGGUAUAACUGUCACCAGAUGUUCGAUUUUGUCUGACGUCAUCUUAACGAACAAAUCGUUACGUCACUUAGAUCUAAGUGUGAAUUUCAUUUGGGACCAAGGAAUUGCGAAACUUUCCAAUGCUCUGGUCAGAAACAAACAUAUCAAAACUCUCGGUUUAAAUAUGUGCGGCAUAUCGAACGACGGCUUCUCCAAGUUGUUGAAUAUUUUAGAAAGCAACACAACUCUAUCACUGUUGAAGCUCUGCUAUAAUCGCCUUGGAAAGGAACACGUCGACCCGGAAGCGACGUCAGACAACUUGAAA
Messenger RNA from Dreissena polymorpha, 2487 nucleotides. RefSeq names its product protein NLRC3-like. Gene Ontology annotation, molecular function: protein binding. The record is from RefSeq and is a predicted model, not a curated record. NCBI's taxonomy places the organism in Eukaryota, Metazoa, Mollusca, Bivalvia, Myida, Dreissenidae. The coding region runs from base 1 to 1923 and encodes 640 amino acids. The transcript has 6 exons.